GAACUACAAGUUUCUGAGUUUGAUAAACUUGGCAAGCAUCAUCUUUCAUCUGUCUCAUUCUUCUGAUACUCCAAGCAACCCCAUACAAAUCAACAAAGUCGAAUACUUCUCUCUUCUCUCAGAAGUAAAUUCGCGCAAGAUCUGGUUUAACCAGGGCAGCUAGUUGAGGUUAAGUCGUCAGUCAUUCAAAUUUUCAUAGCAUCCUUGAACCAUAUUUUUCUGGGUAGAAGAUCAAAUGUCGAUUUCUUCAUCAAUUCAAUCAAUCUCCACUAAACUUCCCCAAUUCAAUCUCUUCUUCUCUUCUUCUAAACCCUUAAUUUCAAUCCCUUUAUCUUCUUCAUCCCUUCCUUCCUCCUUCAAAUCCAUCUCUUUCCAACGAAUUCCUACUAAAACCCAAUCUCUCUCCUUCUCCCCUUCAUCUUCUUCUUCUUCUUCUGUUCAACCUGUUGAAGAACUGCCCCCAAAACUCCAGGAAAUCGUCAAGCUUUUUCAAGCAGCUCAAGACCCACGAGCCAAGUACCAGCAGCUCAUGUUCUAUGCCAACAAUCUUCCUCCUCUUCAAGAGAAGUUCAAAACCAAGGAAAACAAGGUUGAGGGCUGCGUUUCUCAGGUCUGGGUUCGAGCUUUCUUAGACUCUGAUUCUGAUUCUGGUUCUAAACUUGUUUAUUUUGAAGCUGAUUCUGAUUCUGUUAUGACUAAAGGCCUUGCUGCUUUGCUUGUUUUGGGUUUAUCUGGUCGUCCUGUUCCUGAAAUUUUAAGGGUUUCUCCUGAUUUUGUCACCCUUUUGGGCCUUCAUCAGAACUUAACACCUUCUAGGAAUAAUGGGUUUUUGAAUAUGUUGAAGUUGAUGCAGCGGAAGGCUCUUCUUUUAGGGUUGGAGGAUGAGAAAAUUGAACAAGGAGAUGCGGUUUCUGGGUUGGAUUCUCAAUUGGGUGCUGAUAAUUUGGAACCUAAACUGGAAUUUAAUGGGUCUUCUGGGGGGGAGAGUUCUGAUCUUGAUGUGGGUAGGAGAGAAAUUGUUGCAAAUGAGUCCAAUUCAAAUUCGGGUUUGAGUGGCGUUGGAUUGGGGAGCAGAGGAGAGAGAAUUAGGGAGAAAUUGGAGAGAGAAUUGAAGCCUGUUGAGUUGGAUGUUGAGGAUAUAUCUUAUCAGCAUGCUGGACAUGCUGGAGUAAAGGGGAGUGAUGGGGAAACCCAUUUCAAUUUGAAGAUAGUUUCGAAUGAGUUUGAAGGAAAGAGCUUGGUUAAGAGGCAUAGGAUGAUUUAUGGUUUGUUGCAGGAUGAAUUGGAAGGAGGUUUACAUGCUUUGUCAAUCAUUGCUAAGACACCAACUGAAGUGGAUGAGGGAAGGUAGACUGAAGAGGGAGUAUUAGUCUGCACAAAGAUGAUUAUUAUUUUUCAUUUUCACUUGUCAAUCCUGAACUUAGUUUUAAACCCUUUUCCCGGAUAGCUAAACAUUGUAUUUACAAUUUUAUUCAUCGCUAUUACUUACCAUAUGAGAAUUUAUAAUGAAAUGAAUAAAUGAGUGAAAUUUUGUUGGAUACUUGA
Chenopodium quinoa (quinoa) is the source of this 1545-nucleotide messenger RNA. RefSeq names its product sufE-like protein 1, chloroplastic/mitochondrial. The transcript has 2 exons. The record is from RefSeq and is a predicted model, not a curated record. Lineage: Eukaryota; Viridiplantae; Streptophyta; Magnoliopsida; Caryophyllales; Amaranthaceae. The coding region runs from base 236 to 1351 and encodes 371 amino acids.